UCUCUGCUAGCGAGCUAAAUACCUGCUCAGCUCAGUCAUGAGAAAGGAGUGUUUUUCGGGGCGAAACGGCAUCAGGACAAGCGGGCAUGACGACCGAAGUCAACGCCGCUGUUUGUGUACGGUGGAAUAACACGAGCUGACUCUGUUCACGGCUGUUGUUGACUCCAGUCCAAUCAGAAUUAUUUGAAGCUAGGUAGCCACUAGCCAGUUAGCAUAAUUGGCUAAAGGACUGUGCCCGGGUCGGUCUGCUAACAGCUGCGGUAGGUUAGGCGGCUGCUGCUUCAGGUAGCUCGUCAGCGUUGGCAAUCUGUGUGUUAGAAGUGACAAAGGGUCGGUAAGCUGGCGAGGUAGCCAAUGAUGAAUCGCUUCCGAAAGUGGCUUUAUAAGCCAAAGAGGUCGGACCCCCAGCUACUGGCCCAGUUCUAUUAUGCAGAUGAGGAACUGAACCAGGUAGCCUCAGAGCUGGACAGUCUAGAUGGCAGAAAGGACCCUCAGCGAUGCACACUACUGGUCAACCAGUUCCGCUCCUGCCAGGAUAAUGUGCUGAAUAUCAUAAACCAGAUCAUGGAUGAGUGCAUACCAGAAGAUCGAGCAAACAGAGACUUCUGUGUGAAAUUCCCAGAGGAGAUCCGUCAUGACAACCUUGCGGGACAGCUGUGGUUUGGGGCUGAGUGCCUGGCAGCAGGCUCGAUCAUCAUGAACCGGGAGAUCGAGAGCAUGGCAAUGCGGCCACUGGCCAAAGAUCUGACGCGCAGUCUGGAGGAGGUGCGCAACAUCACACGCGACCAAGCGCUGCGAGACCUCAACUUCUACACAGAGCGGAUGAAGGAGGCUCUGCGCCAGUUUGACAGCCUUUUUGCUGAGUUUGAGCUCAGUUACGUGUCAGCCAUGGUGCCUGUGAAGUCUCCUAAAGAGUACUACAUUCAACAAGAAGUGAUCGUGCUCUUUUGUGAGACUGUAGAGAGGGCCUUGAAGCUUGGCUAUCUCACUCAAGACAUGAUUGAUGACUAUGAACCUGCUCUCAUGUUUACAAUACCUCGACUAGCCAUUGUAUGUGGACUUGUGGUGUAUCCUGAAGGACCUCUUAACUUGGACAACAAACCAGAGGAUAUGUCUGAACUCUUCCGACCUUUUCGCACUUUACUGAAGAAAAUAAGGGAUCUGCUGCAAACUCUGACGGAAGACGAACUGAUAACACUGGAGCGGAGUUUGUGCAUCUCCCAGGAUGGUGAGUUUCCCGUAGGCCCAGAUGUCUCCUCCACCCAGGAGCCAGCCACCUCCAACAGCAUCGAAAGCCAGGCAGAGGAUCUCCAGAAGAGUGAGGAGCGGAAAGAGAUGGAGAAAGCAGUUGACCUAUCUUUGUGUACCUCCCAGCAUGAGGAGAUGGACAGUGUUUGGGACGAAAGUGAGGGUCAGCAGGAUGUCCCAAGUGAGGGAGAGGAUGAUGCAGACACAGACCUGGCCUGUUCCAUGCAGUACGAUGAAGAGGAGAUUGAGCAGCUCAAUAUGAUGGUGCACCGGGUAGGUGACCAGAUGUCUACACUGCUCUCCCCUCCAAGCCAGAAGCAGUCUCCGGCCCACCAGCCACGGGCAUAUAGGCCCAGCCUGCCAGGGUCCAGUGCACCCUCCAGCACUGAGAACUCCCCUCACCGAGCCCCUGGCACCUUUCAGGAAGAAGAUGAGCGGGUUUUCUUCAUGGAUGAUCUGGAAGGGGUAAGCGGUGGGGUAGGUGUUGUGACCACUGCAGAUGAAGUCCGUCAGGGACAGCGAGCCAGCCCCACCAUAUGUACUAGGCCCACUCCUUCAGCUGACUCCACAUGUAAUGGUUGGAUGACGGUUUGUCAAAAUGAUCCCAUCAAUCGGAGCAACCAAGAUACACACAGUCUCUCCUCCGGAACCGUGGCAACAUCAGACACGUUACCGCUGGUGAAUGGCUGGGAGGGGCCACAAGACGAAGACGGGGUGGAAACGGCAUCAGUGAUCGCUCAUCGGACGGGUGGUAUGAAGCUGUCUGCCACCGUCAUCUUUAACCCCCGGUCACCCAGUCUGUCUGACCUCAGUGUGGUCUUGCCUCGCUCAGCUGAGGGAUCCACAGCAGCACAGGGCAGCGCUCUGGUCGCGACCCACUGCCUGCUGAACUCUUGCGUUUGCUGCACUGCUGGCUGCGUCGAUGGCCAUGAUGAUCCUGUUGCUACAGAGACUGCAGGAGCAGGAGGGGCUCUGGGCUUUGACAAAUGUAAGCUCACUAUUACCAGCUCCGUCAUUCAUUCAGCGGUGGGGGUUGGCAGUGCAGGGAAAGGAGAUGCCCCUCUGCCUCUGCCCCCUCCUCCUGUCCCACAUGAGGGAGUGAGGGGGGAGGAUGAAGAGCAGGAGGGAGCAGUCUUUUCCCAGUCCCCAUGCUGUGAGAAGUGCCUUGGCAGCAGCUCGAGUGCCACACUGUCCCAGGAUAGAGACUUGGGGGACCUGGGAGAUAGUUGCACCCAUCAGGACAGAGCCUGCAAGGGGAUGAUCAGCACUGCAGCAAAGGAGAUACAGGAGAAACAGUCCAAAGAAGAGAACAAAAAGAGCUCUAGUUUACAGGAGUCCCCUCUCAGUUCAGGCACCAGCAGUGACUGUGAGAGUGUGUCUGUCACCACUUGCACUCUGUCCAGUGUGUACACUCCGAGCUCGGUCAGUAGUCUGACCACCAGCUCAGAGAUAUCGGAGGAUCUUGAUCACCAGGAGAUCCAGCUGGCCCUGCAGGCUGCCAAACUGGCAUCCCAUAACAAAAUACGCUCACGUUUCCAUAGCAGUAGUGACCUCAUCCAUCGCCUGUUUGUCUGCAUAUCAGGUGUGGCUGAUCAAUUGCAAACAAACUAUGCAAGUGACUUGCGGAGCAUCCUGAAGACACUCUUUGAGGUCAUGGCAACAAAAUCUGAGGAAGGGGACAACGAGAAGCAGAAGAAAGGGCCCAGUCUGGGAAGUGGUGGAUUGGAAGAUUGUGCUCUCUGCCAAGAGACUAUCUCCUCAUCAGAGCUCGCAGCCAAAGCACGGGAUGGACAGUUUGAAGACCCUCCUGAUUGGGUUCCAGAUGAGGUCUGUAACUCUUGCAUUGCCUGCAAGGCUCCAUUCACAGUCAUCCGGAGGAAGCACCACUGUAGGAGCUGUGGGAAGAUAUUUUGCUCUCGCUGCUCUUCGCACUCAGCCCCAUUGCCCCGAUACGGUCAGAUGAAACCUGUGAGAGUGUGCACUCACUGCUACAUGUUCCACGUCACGCCUUUCUACAGUGACAGGACUGGUGUCUGACAGUAACCCUCCCCUGCCCCACCUUAGCACCAUCACCCAUAGACAUAAGCACAUUACCACGCCAAGAGUUGGGAUUGAUUAGGGAGAGCUGCACA
This is a messenger RNA of Pygocentrus nattereri (red-bellied piranha), 3380 nucleotides long. It is a transcript of the gene zfyve28, whose product is annotated as zinc finger, FYVE domain containing 28. Lineage: Eukaryota; Metazoa; Chordata; Actinopteri; Characiformes; Serrasalmidae. Bases 355 to 3285 code for a protein of 976 amino acids. Gene Ontology annotation, molecular function: metal ion binding. The transcript has 14 exons. Gene Ontology annotation, cellular component: early endosome membrane. The record is from RefSeq and is a predicted model, not a curated record. Gene Ontology annotation, biological process: negative regulation of epidermal growth factor-activated receptor activity.